This is a messenger RNA of Quercus robur (English oak), 1876 nucleotides long. Its product is annotated as nicotianamine aminotransferase 1-like. Bases 175 to 1428 code for a protein of 417 amino acids. Lineage: Eukaryota; Viridiplantae; Streptophyta; Magnoliopsida; Fagales; Fagaceae. The record is from RefSeq and is a predicted model, not a curated record. Gene Ontology annotation, molecular function: pyridoxal phosphate binding; transaminase activity. The transcript is spliced from 7 exons. Gene Ontology annotation, biological process: biosynthetic process; amino acid metabolic process.
GACCCUUAUAUAUAUUGCAUGGGUUAAACCGCCACCUUAAUUACUGAUUUUUGGCUUGUGUGUGCACGUGAGAGUGAGAGUGAGAGAGACGAAAGAGAAAAGCUUCAAAAGCCGGUGUUCAUAUCAAAUAAUAGAGAGAGAGAGAGAGAGAGAGAGAAUUAGCCAGUGAUAGAAAUGGAAAGAUGGAAUUUUGGGGCGAAUAGAAAGCUGAUGAUCGCACCGUCGGGAACCACGGUUCGAGGCGUUUUGAAGAAGAUAAUGGAAAAUCUUGAUAAAGAUGAUCCCAGCAGGCCAACUGUGCCUCUAGGCCACGGCGACCCCUCGCCUUUUCCAUGCUUUCGGACCACAGUCUUAGCUGAAGAUGCCAUUGUUGAUGCUGUCCGCUCUGCUAAGUUUAAUUCUUAUCCACCAACAAAGCUUGGACUCUUGCCUGCAAGGAGAGCUAUAGCAGAUUAUCUGUCUCAUGAUCUUCCAUACACGUUGACGCCGGACGAUGUUUUUCUCACAAUGGGAUGCGCCCAAGCAAUUGAAGUUACAAUUAGAGUCCUUGCCUGCCUAGGUGCCAACAUUCUGCUUCCAAGGCCAUGCUUCCCAUCCUAUGGUGCUCAUGCCUCAUCUAACAAUCUUGAAGUCCGUUAUUUUGAUCUGAUUCCAGAAAAGGGUUGGGAGGUUGACAUUGAAAGCAUAGAAGCUCUUGCUGAUGAGAAUACUGUUGCGAUGGUUAUCAUAAACCCUGGCAAUCCUUGUGGAAGUGUCUAUACACACCAACAGUUAAAGAAGAUUGCAGAGACAGCAAGAAAGCUGGGCAUUCUGGUGGUUGCAGAUGAAGUUUAUCACCAUCUCACUUUUGGAAAUAAUCCAUUUGUGCCAAUGGGAGUAUUUGGAUCAAUAGUGCCUGUUCUCACACUAGGGUCCAUAUCAAAGAGAUGGCUUGUACCAGGUUGGCGACUAGGAUGGCUUGUGACUAGCGAUCCUAAUGGCAUCCUUCGAAAAAACAAGGUUGUAGAUUGCAUUAUCAGUCUUCUCAAUCUGAUAUCUCAUCCACCAACGUUCAUUCAGGGUGCGGUUCCUCAUAUCCUUGAAAAAACAGGUGAGGAUUUCUUUUCAAAAAUUAUUGACAUCCUAAGGGAGGCCGCACAUAUAUGUUAUGAUAGAAUUAUCGAAAUCCCUUGCAUUACUUGCCCAAACAAACCUGUAGGAUCCAUGUUUGUGAUGGUUAAGCUAAAUCCAUCAUUAUUGGAAGACGUAAUUGAUGAUAUGGACUUCUGUCUCAAGCUGGCUAAAGAGGAUUCGGUUAUUGUUUUACCAGGGGUGGCCCUGGGGAUGAAGAAUUGGUUGCGCAUAACUUUCGCAGUUGAGCCUUCAGCUCUUGAAGAUGGCUUGGGGAGAAUUAAAGCUUUCUGUCAAAGGCAUGCCAAGAAACAAUAAAAUUUCUCCUAAAUUACAUAAUCCAGCAGUAGUAAACUAGUGAUCAACAACUACGCAUUGGAUCUAAAGCUCAAGCUGGUUACUCAUGGUGGUUUCCAUGAAUGAUAAGAAUAAUAAUUGUGGUAGGAUUCAUUAAUAAUAUCCCCUGUUUGAUGUUUUGCUACUCAAGCAAGACACCAUGAGGAAGGGAUUGUGAUGACUUUGUAAUUGGCAACUUCUUGUUGCACAAUCACAUGCUGUUGGUAUUGGUGACAGCUGAUCAGCAACAUCGCGUUGCAUGAUCUCAUGUUGUUAGCUCUUGUCCCUAUAAUUUCCUUGAACCUUAAAGAAGUUCUCAGAUGUUUGAACUCCAUUUGUCCAGUGAUGUUUGAUUAUUGAACCAGAAAAUAUUGUUCAUUUGGAGAUCACCGUCUCCCUUGAAUUUUCACCCAUGUUUAUGAUUGUAGUA